Bactrocera neohumeralis is the source of this 1745-nucleotide messenger RNA. RefSeq lists its product as uncharacterized. The transcript has 2 exons. Lineage: Eukaryota; Metazoa; Arthropoda; Insecta; Diptera; Tephritidae. Gene Ontology annotation, molecular function: nucleic acid binding. The record is from RefSeq and is a predicted model, not a curated record. The annotation marks the transcript as partial. Gene Ontology annotation, biological process: DNA integration.
AUGUCGAACUUGGUAGCACCACUCAGCAACAAGGUGAUCAGCUACGUCGAUGAAGUUAUAAUUGCAAGUCACACCGAAGAUGAAAAUUUAUUGCACGUAAAAGAAUUUCUCGAAAUAAUUGAACAAGAAGGGUUAACGCUUCGACUGUCGAAGUGCACGUUUAUGAGACGUGCGGUAUCAUUUUUGGGACACGAAGUAAACGAAGGUGGCGUGCGGCCAGGCGCGAUGAAAACAAGAGCCAUCAAGAAUUUUCCAGUACCUCGUAAUCAACUAGAAGUCCGUCGUUUCCUUGGACUUACAGGUUUCUUCCGUAAGUUCGUCAGUGGGUAUGCCUUGAUUGCUAAGCCGCUCACUGAAUUGACAAGGAAGAAUAUUGAUUUUGUGUGGAGUAUAACAUGCGAAGAUGCUUUUCGAAAGUUGAUCGAUCAUAUCACGAACUCACCGGUUCUUACAAUAUAUGAUGUCACUAAGGUACAUGAGUUACAUACUGAUGCUUCGAGCGUAGGACUCGCAGCGAUACUGUUACAGUAUGACGACACUGGUAACUUGAAGCCGGUGGCUUAUUUUAGCAGGGCUUGUACAGAAGCUGAAAAGAAUUAUCAUGCAUACGAACUAGAAGUGUUAGCUGUUGUUGAGGCAUGUCAACGAUUCCGAACGUUCCUGUUGGGUAAACACUUCACCGUCGUCACCGAUUGCCAAGCCAUAUCAUGUGCGAAACUUACGACGCCGAUGCGUCCACGAGUUGCAAGAUGGUUGCUCAGGCUUCUUGAAUAUGACUACGAUAUUGUACAUCGGGCUGGAACAUCAAUGUGUCAUGUCGAUGCAAUGAGUCGAGGUCCAGUAAAGCUAUCGAAUACAGUCAACAAGGAAGGCACUCACAUCCAAGCAUUGUCAGUCGAUGACUGGGUGUCAGUGAUGCAGCAGCAAGACAGCAAGCUGAGGAUAAUCAUUGACGUAUUGAGGGGUUUAGCAAACUCUGAUCAGCAAGCUCAGAUCAAGUCAGAAUACUUGUUGGAAAAUCACCGACUAUUCAAACGAAACAUGAAGGAUAGUUGUCCACUGAGGGUAGUCACAGAUCGUGGGACAGCUUUCACAUCCACGACGUUUACAUCAUACUGUAAUACCAACAACAUACAGCACGUUAAGGUGGCAGUGCGCACACCGCGUUCUAACGGGUUGGCCGAGCGAGUCAACCAAGCAGUGUUGGCAUAUUUAAAACCGUCAAUCGGUAAUCCAAGAGAUUGGGACAUCCAAUUACGUUCAUUGCAAUGGGUAAUGAAUACGAAAGUAAAUUCAACGACUAAGUAUGCUCCUAUUGAUUUAGUAUACGAUUUUCCACUUCGUGACAUAAGCGGAAACAAAGUAUUAGCUGCUAUACAUGAUGAUGAUGUACAGCUACUGAUGAACAAACGGCGCGAUGAAGCUACUCGCAACAUAGAAACCGCCCGAGCUAAAUGGAAAGCUAGAUUUGAUGCGAAACACUCCAAACCAGAGCCGUAUGCAGAAAGUGACUUAGUACUGUUAGCAGCACCUGUUCCUAGCACUGGUGAAUCUCGAAAGCUCCAACCACAUUACAAAGGGCCAUACAUCGUGAAGAAGGUUCUACGAUUCAAUCGAUACGUCGUCGAAGAUGUUGAUGGGCAUCAAUGCUCUCAACGUCGAUAUUCAACAAUAGCAACUACCGACAACAUGAAACCGUGGUGCGUUCUAUUUCCGGAGGUUGAUGACGAGUAUGAUGAAUCCGG